Molecule: messenger RNA, 2397 nt
Organism: Megalobrama amblycephala (Wuchang bream)
Lineage: Eukaryota; Metazoa; Chordata; Actinopteri; Cypriniformes; Xenocyprididae
Product: carbohydrate sulfotransferase 3-like
Exons: 1
Biological process (GO): N-acetylglucosamine metabolic process
Molecular function (GO): chondroitin 6-sulfotransferase activity; N-acetylglucosamine 6-O-sulfotransferase activity
Source: RefSeq, a predicted model, not a curated record
ACUGACCAUUUAGCACCAAUAGCAACUAUCGUACCAUUCACAGUUUCUGAUGUCUUCUUCAGGGUGUCUAAAAAGCUGGUAAACUUGCCAAGGUCCAUCCAGCAGAGUGUCUCGCCUGCAUCUGCAUCUGGAGGACGGAAACACGUCCUUCUGCUGGCUACGACUCGCACAGGCUCCUCUUUCGUUGGUGAAUUUUUUAAUCAGCAGGGAUCCAAUAUGUUUUACCUGUUCGAGCCGCUGCGGCAUGUGGCGCGCAUGUUAUCAGUCAAGACUGGCAGGACAAAUGCCACAGUCGCUGAACCAGUGUAUCGAGACGUUCUGCAUCAGCUGUUCCUCUGUAACUUUUCACUGCUGGAGAGCUUUAUCAAACCCCCACCGAAGGAUCAUGUGACCGCUGCGCUCUUCCGCCGUGGAUCUAGCCAGUCGCUGUGUGAAGAAUCCAUCUGCUCGCCGUUUGAUAGAAAAGUGUUUGAGCAAUUCCAUUGCCUUGAGCGGCGCUGCGGGCCGCUCAACCUGACGCUGGCCUCUCAGUCCUGCAUGCAGAAGAAACAUCAUGCGAUUAAGUCCGUCCGUGUGCAGCAGCUAGAGACGCUACGGUCGCUGGCCGAAGAUCCCAGACUCGACAUGAAGUUCAUCCAGCUGGUCAGGGACCCUCGUGCCAUUCUUGCCUCACAAAUGGUUGCCUUCUCCAGCGAAUACAAGAUCUGGAAGAGGUGGGCCGUGGACGAAGACCUUCCAGUGGACGAGGAUGAAGUGAGAAAACUUAAAGAAAACUGCGACAACAUCCGCAUGUCUGCUGAGAUCGGACUCAUGCAGCCACCAUGGCUUCGCGGACGUUACAUGCUAGUGCGUUAUGAGGACAUUGCACAAUUCCCCAUGCGCAAAGCUGCAGAGAUGUACGGCUUUAUAGGCAUUCCCUUCACCACAACGGUGGAAGAGUGGAUCCUAAAAAAUACUCAGGCAUCUAAGAAAGCCAGUGGAGUUUAUUCCACCCAGAGAAAUUCCUCUGAACAGGUGGAUAAAUGGAGGUUCAGAAUUCCCUUCAAGCUGGUCCAGCUAGUGCAGAAAGCAUGCGGCCAUACCAUGACUUUGUUCGGCUACAAGUUUGCUGAAAACAAAGACAUGUUGAUCGAUAAAUCAGUAAGCCUGAUCGAAGAGAGAACAUUCUUAUGAUACUAUACAUACUUCAUGAAGAAGAAUGCUUUUUUUAUAUUAAUUGCUAGUAAGUGAAAGCAAAUGUUAAUAUUUUGGGGGGUAAAAAUGCAUAAUUAAUUAAUUAAUUAAUUACAGUAGAAAAAAAUUUAGCUGCAAGCAGCGAUGAUGGGCCCAAGCCUGGUGCAACCCCCAACCCGGUGGCUUCAGGGCAACUGUGCACGGUGGGCAAUAGGCAUUUAAAAUGGGUAAACAUAAAAGGACUAAGUCAAAGUCAUUUGAAUACACCACAUUUACUGCAGCAGUUGGUGCCCAUAUGAUCACAAACCAUGGUUCCACAUCCAUGAGAUUGUUUAAAUUGAGAUGAAUUUCAUGUCAUAGGUCGAUUUCAAAUGAGUGUAGAAUAUCAUCCUAAUCUGCCAUGUUUGUGUUUUACUCAGACAACCUCUAUAAAAAUUCCAGAGCUAAUUACAUAUUGUUAUUUGCGCAAUUUCAAAUGUACUCUGAGAAAUGUAAUCCAGACUUAUUGACAUUGUCUGUGAUUGGUGAUGUUGUAUUAUCCUAACACUUCUCUUCAUGUGUUUUUUGACCUCCCUGAGCUAACGUUUUUGCACCAAUCUUAUGCAUCAAAAGCAUGCUUUAAUUUAAUUUCAAUAUGUGUGGUAUACAAUGAAAAAAUUAUUUUAAUAUCAGUCUCAGGUAAGAGAAAGAGAGAGAAACACAGAGAGAGAGAGAGAGAAUCCACAUUCAUACCAAAAUAUCUGACUUCCUGUUGGUCGGAGCUAAUGACUAAAUUAGAAAGUUGUCCGGCUUAAUGAGAACAACAUAUGUUCCAAGUUUGGUGACUGUAGGUUAAACUAACCCCCCACUUUUGUCAAAAGGUGGUGCUAUAGAGGCCCUCAUCCUCGCCCAUUUCUAAGGCUUUGCCCAUGUUUAUUAGAUGACUGCUAUUCAGAUGUGACCAGCCAACAGUGUAUAUUGGAAACAAUAAGUGUGUAAUAAUUUAACACUGCAUACUGUUGCACAAAUGCAGUUCAGAGUUCUUUAUUUGUCACAAACAUGUACAUUUGAUGCAAUGUAAACCAAUAAUAUCUUUUAAAGCAACAUAAAUCAGUAUAUGAUGAUGUAUGUAAUAUAUCUGUUUAUACAUGGCUUAAACAGACUCAUCAUGUGUACUCAUUCAAUAUAUGCUUUGAUGCAUGUAAACCUGAUGUAGGAGACCUGCUAAACAGUACUGAAGCAGAU